Rubroshorea leprosula is the source of this 1055-nucleotide messenger RNA. The record is from the annotation of a GenBank genome assembly. NCBI's taxonomy places the organism in Eukaryota, Viridiplantae, Streptophyta, Magnoliopsida, Malvales, Dipterocarpaceae.
AGAAUAGCACGUCCCGAAGCUCAGGGACCAAAACAGAGAUAGAGAGCGACAUAGCUAGCUAGUAUACCACCAUUUCUCUCUCUUUGAAUAUUUUAAUAUUCUGCUAUUAAAAUCCUCCAAUAUAUGCACUUUGGACAUAAAAGGGUUUGGAUUAGGUGUUUCCAACAUUGUCUAAUCACAAAACUUCAUUCUACAAAAUCAAAUCUGAAAGUUUCAUUUCAUCAAAGCAGAUGGGAUCUUCCUUCUUUCAGUAUCCAAAUCAAGAAUCCUUCUGCCGGGAGGACAAGCUUCUUCUCAUACACACUUGUCUCCCUUUCAACUUCAAUGACUCGGAGGAAAUGCCUCUGCUUGAUGUGCUUGCUGAAGGAGCUACAGACUCCUUCAACUCCAGUGAUCCCCCCAUAGAUUGUGCACUGAGAAAGGAAGAAGGGUUUGAUUCUGGGUCCAAGGAGGAAGAACCAAAGAAACAAAUAUCAUACCGAGGUGUUAGAAGGAGGCCGUGGGGGAAAUAUGCGGCGGAGAUAAGGGAUUCAACGAGAGAUGGUGUUCGGGUAUGGCUAGGAACAUUUAACAGUCCUGAGGAGGCAGCUCUGGCUUACGAUCAGGCGGCAUUCACUAUGAAAGGGUCCCUUGCCAUUCUCAAUUUUCCCGUGGAAGUUGUUCGGGAAUCGCUUCGAGAUAUCAAGUACCGGAGAGAGGAGGGUCGCUCGCCGGCGAUGACUCUGAAGCUAAAACACUGCAUGAGGAGGAGGUUGAGCAAGAGAAAAAGCACGGAGAAUGGAGUACGUGGAAAGGACAUGGUAGUGCUUGAAGAUUUAGGGGCUGAAUAAUUGGAACAGCUUCUGAAGAGUUCAUGUGAAAUUAAAUACUGAAAUAAUGGUAAUUACUUGCUGAGCUAAUAUGAUCUUAUUUGGGGAUUACUUUUGGCUUAUUUGAUUUUCGUUUGGUUUGUGAUUUCUUAAUUUGGUGAAGUAUUGGAAAAUUAUAAUGUAAAUUAAUGUAACCGUUCCUCAGUUUGCACAAACUAAGAAAUUGAAUAAAGGAAAAUUUUAUGA